AAGAGUCAAGACAAGAAACUCAUCGAAGUAAUCAAAACAAACAAACUUCUGUGUUUUUCAUAAUUUUUACCAAAAAGUACUCUAAAAUACAGGAAAAUCGCUAUGAAAUUGUAUUGUUUGAAUGGUGACCCGGCAAAACCAUGCAGCAUUCUCAGUUUCAAGGAACUUCUCAUUAUGCUGGAUUGUGGGCUGAAUGUGAAGACAGUCCUCAAUUUCUUGCCCCUGCCAUUGGUCCAGAGUUCAAGAUUCAGUUCCCUGCCCAACUUUAUUCCCCGGGACCACGAUGCCCAAAUCGAUGGAGAGCUGAAGGAAUGCUGCGGGAGGAUUUUUGUGGACUCCACGCCGGAAUUUGCUCCACCUUUGGAUAAAAUUGUGGAUUUCUCUGAAGUUGAUGUCAUCCUCAUUUCCAAUUACAUGAAUAUGCUGGCACUGCCUUUCAUCACGGAGGGUACGGGCUUCAAUGGGACGGUAUAUGCCACAGAGCCAACUCUCCAGAUUGGUCGGUUUUUCCUGGAAGAACUCGUGGAGUACAUUGAAGUGGCCCCGAAGGCUGUUGUGGCGUCUCAGUGGAAGGACAUCUUGCAUGCUCUGCCUCCGCCGCUGUCGGAAUCAUUCAAGCCAAAAUGCUGGAAGCACAUCUUUACCAUGGAAGCUGUUCAUAACAGCCUAGCCCGGGUUCAGAUUGCAGGAUACGAUCAAAAGCUGGACAUUUAUGGUGCACUGCAGGUGAUUCCUGUGAGUUCGGGGUUUUGCUUGGGUUCCAGCAAUUGGAUACUGAGCUCAGGGCAUGAAAAAGUGGCGUAUAUCAGUGGCUCAUCUACCCUGACGACCCAUCCUAGGCCCAUCAACCAGGCUGCUCUCAAGUAUGCGGAUGUUAUUAUAAUGACUGGGCUGACUCAAGCUCCCCAUGUCAAUCCGGACGGAAUGCUCGGUGAAUUGUGCAUGAAUGUGGCAGUUACUCUGCGAAAUGGUGGAUCUGUUCUCAUUCCCUGCUAUCCUUCGGGGGUAGUUUAUGAUCUCUUUGAAUGCCUCUCGACGAAUCUCGACAAUGCCGGACUGUCCCAAGUGCCAAUGUUCUUCAUUUCUCCCGUGGCAGACAGUUCCUUGGCGUACUCCAACAUCCUGGCCGAGUGGCUGUCGUCAGGGAAGCAGCACAAAGUAUACAUCCCCGAUGAACCCUUCCCUCAUGCCAUGCUCGUGAAAAAUGCCCGCCUGAAGCAUUUUAAGCACAUCUACUCUGACGGCUUCAGCACGGACUUCCGGCAACCCUGCGUGGUCUUCUGUGGCCAUCCCAGUCUCCGUUUUGGCGAUGCUGUUCACUUUGUGGAGCUCUGGGGCUCAAAUCCCAUUCACACAAUCAUCUUCACUGAGCCGGAUUUCCCCUAUCUCCAAGCCCUGGCCCCCUUCCAGCCUCUGGCCAUGAAGGCCAUCUACUGCCCCAUCGAAACCUCCCUCAACUUCCAGCAAGCCAAUAAGCUCAUCAAAGAACUCAAACCAGGCUGUCUCGUCAUCCCCGAGAGCUACACCCAACCACCCGUGAUGGUGCCCCACAAAGUCGAUCUUGUAAUUGAUCAACUCCCGGACAAGCAACUCAUAACCUUCAAACGUGGCGAAGUGGUAAAGCUUCCGCUCAAACGGAAACGCAAUCGUGUAUACCUCAUGCCCGAAAUAGCCCAGACAAUUGUCCCGCAUGAAGUUCAGCCAGGAAUGAAUGUGGCCAGCAUCACAGGAAUCCUCCAAGUCAAAGACAAUCUGCACGAUAUCAAGCGAAUUGACGAUGGAACCGAGGGCAAUCGUACAUCCUUCAGCCUCAAAGCCUCAAAAUAUGAAUGGGGUGCACUGGAUAUUGAUUUGUUCGUGAAGAAGCUCACUCAGGAUGGAAUAACAGACAUCAAGAUGGAACAAAAUGGAACUGGAGUAGUUAUUAGAUUGCCCAAUGAGGACACAACAAUAGACAUCAAUAACAAUCAGACUCACAUUGUUUGUGGAGGAAAACAGAGCCUGAGGCUGAAACUUCGGGAUUUGCUUCUGCAAUGUGUACAGAGUUUUUAGGUUGUUAAUUUAUUUGAUGCCCAUACAAAUGUAAGAUCAAGGAAGAAAAUUUUAAUAAACCCACUGGACUUUGUAAGAAA
Messenger RNA from Phlebotomus papatasi, 2132 nucleotides. RefSeq names its product integrator complex subunit 9 (gene IntS9). Gene Ontology annotation, cellular component: integrator complex. The transcript has 2 exons. The record is from RefSeq and is a predicted model, not a curated record. NCBI's taxonomy places the organism in Eukaryota, Metazoa, Arthropoda, Insecta, Diptera, Psychodidae. Bases 103 to 2052 code for a protein of 649 amino acids. Gene Ontology annotation, biological process: snRNA processing.